Periophthalmus magnuspinnatus is the source of this 2116-nucleotide messenger RNA. RefSeq names its product D(4) dopamine receptor-like. The transcript is spliced from 4 exons. Gene Ontology annotation, biological process: adenylate cyclase-inhibiting dopamine receptor signaling pathway; adenylate cyclase-activating adrenergic receptor signaling pathway. Gene Ontology annotation, cellular component: plasma membrane. Gene Ontology annotation, molecular function: dopamine neurotransmitter receptor activity, coupled via Gi/Go; G protein-coupled receptor activity. Lineage: Eukaryota; Metazoa; Chordata; Actinopteri; Gobiiformes; Gobiidae. The record is from RefSeq and is a predicted model, not a curated record. The coding region runs from base 336 to 1493 and encodes 385 amino acids.
GCUCUGAAGGACACCGUAGCGCGCAGCUCAUAAGCGGCUUUAAUCGGUUAAUUUGGCUGCAGUGGCAUUUAACGCGGCUGGUCAAAACUUGGACGAAGACUUUCCACUCCAAGACAUUGUUUCUACACGUUUUAAGGAGUUUUGUUUUGUGAAGAUUAUUUCUGUUUUACAAUGACUGCAUGAGUUUGGAGCGUGCGCCUGGCUCGGUUUGUCUUUUACGCACAGCCAAAGCGCAAGAAGCUGUGUCCCGGGAAGUGACCGACGCCAUGGCGGCACUGGAGACGGACUGGGAGCGGGCCUGAUGAGGGUGACGAGGCGGAGGAGCCGCGGUGGAGAUGGUGGUUAACGGGACCGUGGGAGAGGGCGCAGAUGCGGACUUGGAGCGCACGGUGGGCAGCCACAAUGUGCCCGCGCUCGUGUUUGGGAUUCUGCUCAUCAUUGUGAUCAUCUGCGGGAACGUGCUCGUGUGCCUGAGCGUGUUCACUGAGCGCGCGCUCAAGACCACCACCAACUACUUCAUCGUGAGCCUCGCGGUGGCGGACCUGAUGCUCGCGGUGCUCGUGCUGCCGCUGUUUGUGUAUUCAGAGUUUGAGGACGGCGUCUGGACUUUGAACACGACUGUGUGUGACUGUCUCAUGACCAUGGACGUGAUGCUGUGUACCGCCUCCAUCUUUAACCUCUGCGCCAUCAGCAUAGACAGAUUCAUUGCAGUCUCCAUCCCUUUCAACUACAACCGCAAACACGUGGACAUGCGCCAGUGUGUGCUCCUUUCCGCCACCUGGAUACUGGCUUUGGCUGUGGCCUCUCCGAUCAUUUUCGGACUCAAUGACGUUCCCAAUCGCGACCCGGGCGAAUGCAAACUGGAAAACGACGAUUAUGUCCUCUACUCCUCUGUCUGCUCCUUCUUCAUCCCCUGUCCCAUUAUGCUACUACUUUAUUUUGCCAUGUUUCGAGGUUUAAGGCGAUGGGAAGAGGCGAGGAAAGCCAAAUUACGGAACAGUAUCCAAGCCUGUAGGAAACUCCAGGAGGCAGCUGCUUCUUUGCCCCCGCUCGCAUCAUUGCCACCACUUUUGCCCCCGAUAAUUGAGAGGGAAAUGACUGAGACUGUGGAAGAACCAGCGGACAAAGUGCCGACCCCCUCAGAGUUCCCGGACGGCCGCAUGAGAGCCGUGAGUCUGGCGGAAAUCAAAUUUGACACGGAUCCAAGGCGAAGGAAGAGAGCGAAAAUCAACAAUAGAGAGAGGAAGGCCAUGAAGGUGCUGCCAGUCGUAGUAGGUUGUUUCCUGUUUUGCUGGACUCCGUUUUUCGUUCUCCACACUCUAAGGGCUCGAUGCCAGGAUUGCCACAUCCCGCCGGUGCUCAUGAGCGUGGUGACAUGGCUUGGAUAUGUCAACAGCGCGCUCAAUCCGGUCAUCUACACAGUUUUCAACACAGAAUUCCGAAACUACUUCAAAAAGUGUCUGCGCCGAUGCUGCGCCUCAGUCUACACAUGAACUGCCCCUGUACAUGGACUUUGUGAACAGGAAAAAGCAGAUAGGUUGCGUUCACGUGGCAUCACAACACUGUAUAAUCUCUAUAGGUUAAAAUGGAGCUGGAGACAGGUCAGAAUUCUUUGGUGGAAUUCACUGUUUAACUGUCAAAUUGCAAAUGUGUUGACCUGGUUUGUGGUUAAUAUCUGUGUAAUCACUAGGCCUGUCCACAUGAAACAAAAACUGGCACAAGGUUCAACAUCUUCUCUGUCAGCAUAAAUAAACAUCAAAGUUCAGUUACUUUUUUACAAUAGAAAAAAACUGGUGCCAUUUUUCAGUAUUAAAAAUGGGAUUGUUGUAAAUUGAAAGGACUUCAAAAUAUGACAUUAAUAUGGCAAGUUGGUGGAGCCAAUCCCAGACAAAUAAUGAUAACGUUGGAAGCAUUUGUUGAUCAUAAAUCUGGAUAUUUCUUUCCAAAACUGUGAAUCUCCUGUAGAGUUAUACAGGCAGGUUCUAGGACGUGAGCGCAACCUUAUAAGGAGAUAUGGACAAUAAUGUUGAAGACAGCAAACGUUUGUUCUGUUAAAUUUAAAUAAAUGCAUUUUGUAUAUUCAGCUAAUACUUUGCAAAUAAAAGUUUUCAUAUCU